CCGCGGGUGGCAGGGCGCAGAUAUCCAAUUGUGUAGCUAUGAGCUUAACAACAAACAAAACCACUUUGAACGACAUCUUCGUCGGCCUAGCCCUUGGGCAGCUCCCUACCUAUUGACACGCCACUGAAGGCUAGGAGGAAAAAUGGAUUGUAAAACCAUACGAACAUGAGGUUAGUAAUCCUUGACAACUCAGAUGAAGUCAGUAUCUGGAAUGCCAAGUACAUCCGUAAGAAGAUCCAUGAUUUCAAACCAGGACCAAAUCGCUAUUUCACUCUUGGUUUACCAACAGGAAGUACUCCACUUGGAACCUACAAGAAGUUGAUAGAAUUUUACAAAAAGGGGACUCUGUCAUUUCGUUAUGUGAAAACAUUCAACAUGGAUGAAUAUGUGGGACUCCCAAGGGACCACCCUGAGAGUUAUCAUUCUUUCAUGUGGAAUAGCUUGUUUAAACAUGUGGAUAUCCUGCCAGAAAAUGCCCACAUACUGGAUGGGAAUGCACCAGAUUUACAGAAAGAAUGUGAAGAAUUUGAAAGAAAGAUAUCAGAGGCAGGAGGAAUAGAACUUUUUAUUGGAGGGAUUGGACCUGAUGGACAUAUAGCAUUCAAUGAGCCAGGGUCUAGUCUAGCUUCUCGUACUAGAGUCAAAACACUUGCUAUGGAUACCAUUUUAGCAAAUGCCCGAUUUUUUGACAAUGACCUCACAAAAGUGCCUCGACAAGCAUUGACAGUAGGAGUAGGAACAGUCAUGGAUGCUCGUGAGGUGAUGAUCAUAAUUACUGGAGCACACAAAUCCUUUGCAUUGUACAAGGCUAUUGAAGAAGGUGUGAGUCACAUGUGGACUGUCUCAGCAUUCCAGCUUCACCCUCGAACAAUUUUUGUGUGUGAUGAGGACGCCACUCAUGAAUUGCGUGUAAAAACUGUAAAGUACUUUAAAGGGCUGAUGGAGAUUCAUAACAAGCUAAUCCAAGAGGAUGAACAGCCAGAAGCUGAGAAGCAGUAACUAUCAGCUACAAUAUAAAAUAAACAGUUCUGUACUUUAA
Messenger RNA from Limulus polyphemus (Atlantic horseshoe crab), 1039 nucleotides. RefSeq names its product glucosamine-6-phosphate isomerase 1. Bases 166 to 999 code for a protein of 277 amino acids. NCBI's taxonomy places the organism in Eukaryota, Metazoa, Arthropoda, Merostomata, Xiphosura, Limulidae. Gene Ontology annotation, biological process: N-acetylneuraminate catabolic process; carbohydrate metabolic process; N-acetylglucosamine catabolic process. The record is from RefSeq and is a predicted model, not a curated record. Gene Ontology annotation, cellular component: cytoplasm. The transcript is spliced from 6 exons. Gene Ontology annotation, molecular function: glucosamine-6-phosphate deaminase activity; identical protein binding.